CAUCAAAACCAUCUCUUGCCAUACACAACAGACAAAGAAGAAUUCCACCAUCCUAAAAACCCAAAAUCCCUUUCCGCAACCACCAACAUGGAGAACACCUCAAUGACUGUGAGAGGAGAGAAAAGCCACCUGGUCCUGAAUGUGAGGCCAACAAUCGUUAGGGCUAGAGGUAGCGGCAUGGCCAUGCUCCUCGGCAAAUGGAUCACAGAUACUAGCAUCAAUGUGCACAAAGCAAAGAAUGCAGCCAUCGGUAAAUGGCGAGCCUAUGGGGAUGUCCAAGCAAAAAAAGAGGCAGAGAACUUAUUCGUCUACACCUUCCAGUCACAACAGCAACGAGAUGCAGUAUGGGAGACCAGGCCCUGGAACCUCAGCAACACCCUCAUCGCACUGAAAAAAUGGGACGGGGAACAAAAGGCGGAAUCUGAUGACAUCAACACAAUCACACUAUGGAUACAGAUGCACGACCUUCCCCAAUCACUCAAGGAUGAAGAAGCAAUCCAAGCCCUCGCGGAAUACAUCUUCCCCACUUCCAUUGCAUUGAUCAGUCCAACUUUGAUUUCAGGGGAUGGCUAAAGUUCAUUAGAGCCAAGGUGGAGGUCCAACUGGAUCAACCCAUACCCAUCGGCUUUGAGUACCCGCUGGCGAAAAAAUCCAUAUGGGUCAGCUUCAAAUAUGAAAGGAUAAUGGACCUUUGCUACUUUUGCGGGAGACUGGGACACUUGAUCCACAACUGUCUCGAAAGGGAGGAUCACAGGAGAAGAGGCUUGAGCAUCGACCCGUCGGAAGUAUACACAGCAGCAAUGAAAGCUGGGCAUGAUU
Messenger RNA from Linum trigynum, 819 nucleotides. Lineage: Eukaryota; Viridiplantae; Streptophyta; Magnoliopsida; Malpighiales; Linaceae. The record is from the annotation of a GenBank genome assembly.